Messenger RNA from Chelonoidis abingdonii (Abingdon island giant tortoise), 449 nucleotides. Lineage: Eukaryota; Metazoa; Chordata; Testudines; Testudinidae. The record is from RefSeq and is a predicted model, not a curated record.
UUUCCUUUAAUGUAGUUUUUGUGGCUGUAGUACCAUUUAAAAUAGUAGAAACUCUGACAUUACUGUUUACUAUAUGUGAACAUUUUUUUUCUGGCAUGAUACUUCUUUGUUUAAUUUUAUUUUUUCUCUUACAGUUUUCUAAUAAACUGGUAGCUCAGAUAGCCUGUGAUGUUCUUCAGCUGCUAGUUUUUUAUUGGGAAAAACUUCAGAAGUAUGAAUCCUCUCUAUCCAGGAAAAUUACUGAAAUUCUUGUGGCCACCAUUGCAUUUCUUUUGCCAAGUGCUGAAUACUCCUCUGUAGAAACAGAUAAAAAGUUUAUAGUUUCUUUAUUACUUUGCUUGUUGGAUUGGUGCAUGACACUACCAAUGAAAACCUUACUAGAGCCAGUGUCUACUGUUCUGGAAGAUCAACAUUCCUCUGAAGCUCCGUUACUGGAUUACAUAUAUAGG